Aspergillus calidoustus is the source of this 5142-nucleotide messenger RNA. The record is from the annotation of a GenBank genome assembly. Lineage: Eukaryota; Fungi; Ascomycota; Eurotiomycetes; Eurotiales; Aspergillaceae.
CACCACUUUCUUCAUCGCCCUCUUCCUCUUCCUCAUCCUCAUCAUCUUCGUCGACAUCAUCAUCCUCCUCCUCUUCCUCCUCAUCCUCAUCGUCGUCUUCUGCAUCCGCCAACGUCACCUCUACAUUGAACGCUUGCAUAUUUUGAAACGAACACAGGCUCACUUCCCUGAACUCAACUGUCUCAGGCGCCUCCGCGAGAAUCUCCUCCACAACACCCCUAAUAAUACUCUUCUCCUCCUCGCUCAACACCCUCGUCAUAUACGCCAAGGUGAUGUGAAACUUGAAAGAAUCAUGGUUCAGGUGCCUGAUCCCCGUGGCCUUCGACAACUCCUCCCGCAGGCCCACCAAGGACCCCGAGUCUGGCAGCGGCUGCAAGGCCAAUGCAACACUAUGCGUGAUCUCCGGAAUUUUGCGCUGGACCGCGAGACGGUACGGCGGCUUCGAUGACUCGUCAAGCUCGAGGUCUUCGAGUACGGACCUCGUGUACUCCAACCAGUCCUCGUACGGACCCGUUAGACCGGACUCGUAUUUGAUGUCGUCGGCGUAUCCGUCACCAGGCAUGACGUUUGGAGCGCGCUCAAGGUCGCGCACGCAGAUGAAGACGGUCAUGUGCCAGCUUGUUUCGGGGAGCAGCGCCUCGCCUGGGAACGCGGUACCCGCAAAGUCAAGCUCAGCGAGGGCCUCGUGGAUCUCUUGGAUUGUUUCUCGGAGGGGCGAGUCCUCGGGCAGAUGGCAGAUUACCGAGUGACCGCGGUAGAUCUUGCUGACGCCGUUGGGCCAGAACUUUUUGAUUGAGCCUGGGGGCAUUGAAUGGUCAGCCAUGGCUUUUGUGUAGCAGUUGGUGUGCAGGGUACGAUAACUUGGAAAUUGGCAGCGCUAUCUUGAUGGAGUGUCAGGUUUGAAAAUGGGAGAGACUCUUGAUUUAACCUGAUUGUGUCUCCAGGGCUUGAGGUCAGCCGCCAUGGAGAGUUGCCAAUAUUGGAUGAGGCUGCCGCAUCGAGAGCCCGAUUCAAGGCUCAGCAAAUGUUCACAUCUCAAUUGGUCGUUGCAAAAAUGAUAAUCAGGCGCCCACACCAUAUCGAACCUGCUUGACCGACUGGAAUUUUUCCUGAUGCUUCCCGUCAUGGCGCACAGUUCCCUUUCGAGAAAGGCCUACGUUCAACCUGGAAGAGAGGGAUAGUAACCCAGGUUUGCAAUAAACUAGCCAUUAUUUGCUAAAUGGUGUGGUAGCUUUCCGUUAUCGAAGGUCAGCUCUCGGUUUGGUGUUGACAGCAACAGGCUGGUACAGGCAUUGUAGCCGACACCAGUCGUUCUAGGCCAGACCACGUGUACAGGCUAUUGGCUUCGAGCAUGCGCGGCUGAGAUGCAGCCGGUAUUAGAUGCGGCGGCGAUAACCAGUGCCUGGGUAGCACACCCUGGUUCAAGUUGGUGGAUAUAGCCUUGCUUACUGCUUGACAACGAGAGGCUUGGAAACUGCUGAUGAAUCCGCCUAGUUAUAGCUGACCCCCUGCGGGGUACAUCCUGUAAUGGACUCGUGCAUACUGGUGGCUUGCAACUUCUGCAUGUUUGAUCGCCAGCACCAAUUGUAUCAGCCGCUUCGGCCUCACCACGGUAUCUCCGCGUGACCCGAGCUCCCGCAGCCAAGGGUUGUCGGGUGGAUUAGGAUAAGGCUGGGAAAAAUGUUCUUCUUUGAUCAGUAUGGAAGCACUGAAAGAUCGUCAGCUCAAUCACAAUCCUGGCCGACACAUGCAAUGCUGUUGUGGGCGAGAGGCUCAGACAGCCGGCGAUUAAGAGGGCUAGACAUGGACGUCCGACUGGCCUCGCAGUUUCAACUCCUGUACAUGGUUCCACAUAGCCUACCAUCACGCGAUUCCCGGAGAGUUUGGCCCUGGUACCGCCGUGAUGGAUCCGAUUUCGGCUGCAAGUAUUGCGGGGACAACAGUCCAGUUCCUCACCCUUGCUUUCGCCGUGUCAUCGCGCAUCCAAAAGUAUUGCAAAUCCGCCUCGAACGUUCCAACAACAUACCGAGAAUUAUCAACGCAGAUACCUCUGUUGGCAGAGCUCUUUCGUGACUUGCAGAGCGACCCGACCGUAAAUCCUGACCAGCGGCUGGAACAAGUGCUCAACGGGUGCAUUCGCAACCUGACAACCCUCAACCAGAUCCUCACAAAAGUCCUCCCCGAGCGCGGAGACUCGGUCGCGUCAAAAGUUCUGAAAGCCCUACGCAGUGUUGGUGCAGAAGACAAAGCCAAGGAGUGCAAGGCAGAACUUGAAAGUUACAAGACAACGCUCACGUUGUACCUCGGGGCGCAGGCGUCCUUCAAGGCAGCUCCGCCCCCUCCAUCACCGGCGUACUAUCACCUUCCCUCGCUCGGUCGGGCCAAAUUUAUCGGACGCAAGGACACCCUGGAGGCAAUUGACCGCGUUGUCAAAGCGCAAGGCAGAGACACAAACGUCGCCGUCCUGCUUGGUAUGGGCGGGCAAGGCAAAACCAGCCUUGCGAUUGAAUAUUGUCGACUCGAGAAAACACGUUCACACUUUGAGACAAUCCUGUGGAUAAAUAGUAUCUCGACAAUCUCGAUUCAGAGGAGCUUCGCGGAGAUUGCAAAGAAUAUCCUCGCGCUUUCUGGAGAACAGCGCAGUUUUCCAAACAUCCAGGCGCAGGUUACCUUUGUUCAUACUGUCAUUGAAAAGAAAGGUGGCCAUUGGUUACUUGUCUUUGACAACUACGACUGGCCGCAUAAAGUCAAGAAUAUCCUCGAUUACGCGCCCAAUUCGGCGAGAGGAGCUGCUAUCAUGACCACAAGACAUGCCGAUGUCGCUCCCUUGGGAACUCUGAUUCCUGUCGAUGGUAUGAGUGAAGCGGACGCAGUUGAGCUUCUCCUUGAGCGGACGGGCCAUGCUCGGACAAUUGCAAAUUUGACUCAGUCAAGAGCGGUUGUCAAACUGCUUGGAUACUUGCCGCUCGCAAUUGACCAAAGCGCUGCCUAUAUCAGGUCACGAAAGAUCAGCCCGGAGGACUUCCUCGACCACUACAAGAACCGAAAGGAGAAGAUCCUCAAAGAUGUACCGAGUAUCUGGGAAUACCAAAGGUCGCUUGGCGGCGAUGGGAAUGAGACACCCCUCAGCGUGUUCACCACUUGGGAGAUGUCGUUCCUUCAGGCAUUGGAGCACAGUCCCAUUGGGGAUUGUCUUGCGGACUUUCUCAGUACCCUUGCCUUCUUCGCUCCGCUUUAUGUUCGGAUGGAGAUGUUUCAAGCGUACUUUGAAGGGCUGCAAGCAGUCAGUGCGACACUUCCGCCGUGGAUAGAUGCUUUCGCGGGCGGGCCCAAGUGGGACAAGUUUGGAUAUCAGGAUACUGUUGUCUUUCUUGCAGAUCUAUCGCUUGUACGCUAUAGCGGCGGCUCCACUAGUGAUGGCAAUGACGACGUGGACACCACGGGAUUCUGCACACUUUCUCUACAUCCGCUCGUACGCGACUGGAUUCAGCUGAGGAUACCAACAAGCGAACGUCGCGCCCGCUGUAUCGAGGCACUUCUUCUUCUCAGUCACUACAUAAAGGCAGCCGGUAUCGACUAUUGCAAUUGGCCGCUGAAGAUCCGUCUACAAGCUCUAUCCCAUGUCGACGCCAGUCUGGAACUUCAGGCCAAAUAUGCAAGGGAAUGGGCGGGUGGACCUAUGUAUCAAGAGCUUUGUGCCGCUUUGAAAGUGAUAUCCACCUUUUAUGCCGACAACGGACGUUACAAGGAAGCCGAGAGGAUUUGCAAGGACGUCCUGCACGCCGAUACCAAGGUCCAGCGGGACAACACGGAGAUUGCGUGCACACAGGUGCAACUCACGGACAUCUUCCUCCUUCAAGGCCGCUACAGGGAUGUCGAGGAGACCAUUUGGCGGCUAUUGAGCUCGGAUACCGCGUUUGAUCAGGGAACGAAACUCCACAUGUCGAAGAAUCUUGCUCGCUCAUUGUUCAAACAAGGACGCUAUGACGAGUCAGUCACCAUCUACAAUGACAUUCUUCGUCAGCAAGCAAUCUUUCUACCUACUAAUGAUCUGGACGUGCUCAAUACACGUGAGCUCCUGGCCCAGGUAUACCGUAACCAGGGCCAGCAUGAGAAGGCAAUUGAGCUGUACGAUAUGGUUCUUGCUGGGUACCGAGCAGAAGGACUCGCAAGUCAUCUAGAGGCUCUACACUGUAUGGUCAACCUGGCAAAUACAUACCGCGCACAGGCACGAUAUGACCUGGCCACUACACUCUACGAGAAGGCCAGCCUCGAGGCCGCCGCCAAGCUCCAUGCCGACCACCCCACUGCGCUCUCCACCAAGAUGUUCAUGGCAAUUAAUCUGCGCGAGUUACAGCGAUACGAAGACGGCGAGGAAGCAUUCCGCGAUGUCAUUGAGCGGUCGGCGCGUGUGCUAGGCCUGCAGCAUCCAGACACCCUGAAAGCCACCAUGAACUAUGCAAUAUUAUGCGACCGGUGGGGAAAGGUGCGCGAGGCAGAAGAGUUGUAUCGUACUACACUUGAAGGGCGGGAAAAGAAGCUCGGCGUCGAUAACCCUUAUACACUACGCACCGUGGAGCGGCUGGUGAGUCUGCUCUGGAACUCAGGCAGGCUGGAAGAGGCCCUGGAAAUCUCCGCACGGACCCUUUCUGCCCAGAAGCGAAAGUCCCACACCGACCAGCUGCUAAGUGGCCUGACUCUGGAGGACAUGAAGGAUAGCAAGUAUCGUCCCGUCGAGACCCUCUUCGAAAGAGCCGUAGCUCGUGACAUGGAAGCCCUCGACGAAGCGCACCGCGACAGAAUCGAGUCGCAGAAAUCUCUUGCAACCAUUUACAGGUCACAAGGUCGCGAUGCGGAAGCGAAGCAUUAUGCAAGCCUUGCGCAGGCGGGGGAGGAUGUCCUACGUGAGAGACUCGGUGUUGCCUUGCGGCAGAGAAUGGAUUCGGCGUCGACCCUCGUGCCGCCUGGAGCCGGCCUGUUGUCCUACGAGGAUGCUGUUGGUGACCCGUCGCCGCCUUAUUCAGAGGGUAGUGACUAGUUACAGCACCUAUACUGUGCUAUAUUCACCUGUGGAGUUGUAAGUCGAGCUUCGUAUAUGCUUUUCAUAAUGAAUGCUAGCUAGCUAGAUUCCGGCCAUGCUUG